Molecule: messenger RNA, 831 nt
Organism: Triticum turgidum subsp. durum (durum wheat)
Lineage: Eukaryota; Viridiplantae; Streptophyta; Magnoliopsida; Poales; Poaceae
Source: the annotation of a GenBank genome assembly
AUGAGUUCUAUUCAAAAAAAGUGGUUAUAUGUCACAGAUGUUGAUACGGCCAGAGAGGAGGUAUUAGAAUGUCUUCCGCGCAUGGGCAAGAUCAACUAUGUUGAUGGUUGGUACGGAUUUGGAGCAUCCGCCAUUCUUAGAUCCAUAGCAGAAGUGCUUCCAUAUAGGAAAACCACUCCAGAAUUAUGCUUUGACAGCGUAAUAUUUAUAGAUUGCUCAAACUGGAAAAAUAGAAGAAUGAUGCAGAGGACAAUUGCAGAGGAACUAGAACUUGAUCGCUCUCUAAUGUCCAUUCUGGACGAGCAUGAUGAAGAUGAUGAUUAUAGUAGAGUUGAUGAAAGCUCGAGGAAUGAGGUCGACAGUGUUGGGAAAGUGAUUGAUCAAACCCUGAGGGACAUCAAAUUUAUGAUGAUUUUUCUUAAUGGAAGUGAUGGAUAUAUUGACGUAGGCCUCCUUGGCAUCCCUCCAUUUGCAAGAUUUGGCCACAAUAUGAUGAUAUGGACCUUCAAUAGGAGCUUGACCAUGCGUCAAGACUAUCAUGAGGUAGUAAACAAGCUAAGAUAUACUCAUGGUUUCAUUAAUUCUUGUUUCUAUAUCAAAAGAUUAAAAAGAUAUCAGAUCUGGGAACUGCUGCAUCAAGAAGCUGCUUCAAUAGUUGCUCGAAUUCCAUGUAUGCUAGAUUUCAACCAGAAAAUGGUCGAAAAUUGUUGCCUCUAUGAAUUAUUUCUGAAACACAAUUUCCACAUCACCAGUAAACUUGAUUGGGCUACUCACGGUUCCAGCUAUUGGAUAUGUGAUGGGAUUAUUACAAGAGGACAUAGCAAGAGAUAA